AUGAGCUUGUUUGAGGUCACCGGCCUCAUCGGCGCUAUCCCAGGCGUCAUAACGCUUGUUACUGAAUCCAUCACGCUCAUUCACAGAUGUGGUAGUGGCAAGAAACUCUCCAGUGUGGUCAAGGGAGCUCAUCUGCAGCUGGUGGCCAUCAAAGAUCUAUUGAUCGCUCUUGACGCCCGGUGCAGGGAUCCAAAGAAGAUUCACUGGCUUCUUGGUGAUGUCCGAAACAUUCAACAAGCUGUCAAGGAACUAGGCGAGGAGCUUGAAGAUCUAGCGAAGCUUCUCAAUUCAGUCGCCUUGGCAUGCACCAAGGGAGAGGGUAGAUUUGUUAGACGAGCUCAAUUGCUCCUUUCGGGCUACGAAGGUCAAUUCAAGGAGCAGUUCCAGCGAAUUGAGGCUAUCAAAUCGCUUCUUACUCUCAUCCUCACCAAUGGAAUCAAUCUUACCAUUGAUCAAGCCGUGCAAUCAUGA
Molecule: messenger RNA, 471 nt
Organism: Clonostachys rhizophaga
Lineage: Eukaryota; Fungi; Ascomycota; Sordariomycetes; Hypocreales; Bionectriaceae
Source: the annotation of a GenBank genome assembly